This is a messenger RNA of Erinaceus europaeus (western European hedgehog), 3570 nucleotides long. It is a transcript of the gene SPNS2, whose product is annotated as SPNS lysolipid transporter 2, sphingosine-1-phosphate. Gene Ontology annotation, cellular component: membrane. The coding region runs from base 142 to 2001 and encodes 619 amino acids. Gene Ontology annotation, molecular function: sphingolipid intramembrane carrier activity; transmembrane transporter activity. The transcript has 14 exons. The record is from RefSeq and is a predicted model, not a curated record. Gene Ontology annotation, biological process: sphingosine-1-phosphate receptor signaling pathway; lipid transport; transmembrane transport. NCBI's taxonomy places the organism in Eukaryota, Metazoa, Chordata, Mammalia, Eulipotyphla, Erinaceidae.
GCAGAGAAGCCCAAAGUGAAGCAGCCGACCGGGCCUGGCCGGGAUGGUGCAGCGGCGACUCCGCGGCGCACACACGCACUGAGCGGGCCCGCGCUGGGCCCCGCGCCCCCCGCGCCCCCCGCCGCCCCGAUCCCGGCCGGCAUGAUGUGCCUGGAAUGCGCCUCGGCGGCGGCGGGCGGCGCGGAGGAGGAGGAGGCGGACGCGGAGCGGCGGCGCCGGCGCCGGGGGGCUCAGCUCGGGGCUGGCGGUGGCGGCUGCUGCGGGGCGCGGGGAGCAGGAGUCACCGGAGUCACCCGAGUCACGACCGCCGACGAGGAGGUGCAGACUCUGUCUGGCAGCGUGAGGCGGGCCCCGUCCGGCCCCGCCAGCACCCCCGGCUGCGCAGCUCCUGCCAAGGGCCCCGGCGCGCAGCAGCCCAAACCUGCCAGCUUGGGCCGCGGGCGGGGGGCAGCUGCGGCCAUCCUCAGCUUGGGCAACGUGCUCAACUACCUGGACAGGUACACGGUAGCAGGCGUGCUUCUUGACAUCCAACAGCACUUCGGGGUCAAGGAUCGAGGAGCCGGCUUGCUGCAGUCAGAUUGUGUUCAGGCCUCUUUGCUGAUCUGGGACAUCCACGAAGGCCAGAAGAUGGCUUCUCUCUUGUCUGCCACAGCAGAGGGAGGUUCUGUUAAGAUGAAUUAUCCCCCCGACACUCCCUUUGAGUCCCUUGUCCCCAAGGAGAAAGAAGGCACAGGGAUCAGGCAGGAGCCAUGUAGAUAUGGCUCCAGCUAUAAAGUGGACAGACUUGUGUUUAUCUGCAGCUUCAUGGUGGCUGCCCCCAUCUUCGGCUACCUGGGUGACCGCUUCAACCGGAAAGUGAUCCUGAGCUGUGGCAUUUUCUUCUGGUCAGCAGUCACGUUCUCCAGCUCCUUCAUUCCCCAGCAGCACUUCUGGCUGCUGGUCCUGUCUCGGGGGCUAGUGGGCAUCGGCGAGGCCAGCUACUCCACCAUCGCGCCCACCAUCAUCGGCGACCUCUUCACCAAGAACACGCGCACCCUCAUGCUCUCUGUCUUCUACUUUGCCAUCCCGCUGGGCAGUGGCCUGGGCUACAUCACCGGCUCCAGCGUGAAGCAGGCAGCUGGAGACUGGCACUGGGCCUUGCGGGUGUCCCCCAUCCUGGGCAUGAUCACAGGAACACUCAUCCUUGUCCUGGUCCCGGUCACUAAGAGAGGCCUAGCUGACCAACUCGGAGGGCAGCUCAAGGCACGGACCUCAUGGCUUCGAGACAUGAAGGCCUUGAUUCGCAAUCGCAGUUACGUCUUCUCCUCCCUGGCUACGUCCGCCGUGUCCUUUGCCACAGGGGCCCUGGGCAUGUGGAUACCGCUCUACCUGCACCGGGCCCAAGUUGUGCAGAAAACGGCAGAGACCUGCAACAGCCCACCCUGUGGGGCCAAGGACAGCCUCAUCUUUGGGGCCAUCACCUGCUUUACGGGCUUCUUGGGUGUGGUCACAGGGGCAGGAGCCACGCGCUGGUGCCGCCUGCGGACCCAGCGGGCCGACCCCCUGGUGUGUGCUGUGGGCAUGCUGGGCUCCGCCAUCUUCAUCUGCCUCAUCUUUGUGGCCGCCAAGAGCAGCAUUGUGGGGGCCUAUAUCUGUAUCUUUGUCGGGGAAACACUGCUGUUUUCUAACUGGGCGAUCACAGCAGACAUCCUCAUGUAUGUGGUCAUCCCUACCAGACGGGCCACAGCGGUGGCCCUGCAGAGCUUCACCUCCCACCUGCUGGGGGACGCCGGAAGCCCCUACCUCAUAGGCUUUAUCUCCGACGUGAUCCGCCAGAGUACUAAGGACUCCCCACUCUGGGAGUUCCUGAGCCUGGGCUAUGCACUCAUGCUCUGCCCCUUUGUCGUGGUCCUGGGCGGCAUGUUCUUCCUUGCCACCGCUCUCUUCUUCCUCAGUGACCGUGCCAAGGCUGAGCAGCAGGUGAACCAGUUGGUGAUGCCUCCCGCAUCUGUGAAAGUCUGAGGUGGUGCCAAUGGAAUAAUGAAGAGCCCUCUUUCUUGGGAGGCCUUUUCCAACACGCUGGCCCCGCUGGGCUACCCCAAAAUAGCCAGUGUGACCCAGGGCUGGGCACCCAUGCUCUCUGGCCUGGGACUACUGAGUGGCCGUGGUUCCAAGAGGCUGUAUCAACUAACCUGGAAGGCUAUGUGUGCUGGAGCCAUGUGGUUGGACAGACUGCCAGCCCUAGGUUUAGGCUUCAGGGCCCCUGGGGUCCAAGGAAAAGACAGCUCCCGGUGGGGGUAUCAGGAGAGCAGGGCCUGUCACUGUCUUACAUGUUCCUGGGGAAUGCCCUGCCUUCCCCAGACUGUGCAGUCAGGGGGCUGGCCUUUCCCACGCAGCAGUGUGUCAGGCAAGGCACUAUCUGUGGCUUUGAAGAUGCAGCAGCUCCCGGGCCACACAGAGAAGGGUCAGCCCAGGCCUCUGGACAGCACUUCAGGCUCUGAAGGACCUGGCUUAUGGGAACCACAGCCGUCCAGCUGGGACUCAACCUGGCAGCUGGACACCUGGGUCACUGGAUGCUCCCUGGCUGGCCACUUGGGAGGACUCUAGCUUCCACCUGGAUACCUCUCAGGUGGGGAUCGUCCUGAUGGAGUUGGCGUCACCAGGGAUGGCAGCACUGGAUGCAGCUGUACACCACCUGUGCCCUCAGGCUUGAGAUCUUUGGGAACUGGCCACCCCUACAGGGCCCCUUGCAGCCCCCCCCCCGACACCUUUGCUGUAAGCCUUCUCCCUGGGUCUCCACAGGAUCCAGGAACCCAUUGCUACCCCAGGCCAAACCUUUUCCAGGGGGCAGGGCCUAGGGGACUAUUCCCAGAACUCAUGGGGCAGUAGCCAGGGCUCUGACUGCCAGAGGAAGCAGUCGUCCACUAAGCUUCCUGUUCCAGGGAAGAGCCUGGUGGAGGUGGAGGCCUUUGGUGAGAGGCCAAGGAGCCAUAGGCCCCUCCACCCAACACUGGCUGCUGUUGUUCUCACGUGUAUUUCCACACAGCCCAGCACUCCCCCGGCCCGACACCCGUUCUCACAGCCACACACUAGAGUGCAGCUGCCAACUUCACACAAGACUCCCGGCUCCUUGGUGGGUGCCUCAUAUCCUCUGCCCCCCAUGCCCCUGUGUACUUGCUGAAUCAAGGUGGUUCUGGUCUGGCUGUGGCCAGCAGGAGACCCUAAGAGCCAGCUUAGACAAUGCUAUCUUUGCUCUGUAGUUACUGGCUGGUGUGGCUUCAGUGGUGUGUAAGCUAGUGGAAUGCCCACUCCCCACCAAGUGCUGGGACACCAUGGGGGGCGGGACACCUAACCAAGGGGAGGGCUCCCCUCAAGACCAGCCUGGUCUCCCCUCUCACCCCAGCCUCAACUGGGGCCUCAGCAAUGUUUUCUUGUUGUACAAGAACAGGUCCAAGUGUUGCCUCCUCUUCCUUCCGGAAGCCAAACUGCUCCUUUAUUUUUUAGAGCUGUUGAUUGUGAAUCUCAGAGUCUUAAGAGAAGCCAAAUAUAUUCCUCUUGUAAAUGAAGAAAUAAACCUAUUUAAAUCAUGCA